AUGGGCACCCGGCAGACCAAGGGCAGCCUGGCGGACAGAGCCAGCCCCGGCGCGGCGCCCGGCCCCCGCCGCGAGCGGCCCGACUUCUCGGCGUCGCUGCUGCUGCGCGCCGGGGACAAGGCGGGGCGGGCGGGCGGCGGCGCGGGGCUGCCCCCCUACCACCGGCGCGUCGGCAUGGUCCAGGAGCUGCUGCGGAUGGUGCGCCAGGGCCGGCGCCAGGAGGCGGGCACGCUGCUGCAGCACCUGCGCCAGGACCUGGGCAUGGAGUCGACCUCGCUGGACGACGUUCUGUAUCGCUACGCCAGCUUCCGGAACCUGGUGGACCCCAUCACACACGACCUCAUCAUCAGCCUGGCGCGCUACAUCCACUGCCCUAAGCCGGAAGGCGACGCGUUGGGCGCUGUGGAGAAGCUGUGCCGGCAGCUUACCUACCACCUCAGCCCCCACUCCCAGUGGAGGCGGCACCGGGGGCUGGUAAAGAGGAAGCCACAGGCCUGCCUCAAGGCUGUCCUGUCCGGGAGCCCCCCAGACAACACAGUGGACCUGUCAGGCAUCCCGCUGACCUCCCGUGACCUGGAGCGGGUGACCAGCUACCUGCAGCGCUGCGGGGAGCAGGUGGACAGCGUGGAGCUGGGAUUCACAGGCCUCACGGACGACAUGGUCCUGCAGCUGCUGCCAGCACUCAGCACCCUGCCCCGCCUCACCACACUAGCGCUCAACGGCAACCGGCUGACUCGGGCCCUGCUCCGUGACCUCACUGACACCCUUAAGGACCCCAGCAAGUUCCCCAAUGUCACGUGGAUCGAUCUGGGCAACAACGUGGACAUCUUCUCAUUGCCCCAGCCCUUCCUGCUCAGCCUGCGCAAGCGCUCCCCGAAGCAGGGCCACCUGCCCACCAUCCUGGAGCUGGGUGAGGGCCCAGGAGGUGGGGAGGAGGCCUGGGAAGGGACAGUGGACCAGGAGGACCCUGGAGGGGGCCCUGUGGCAUCUGAUGAAGAGGGCGAGGAGACUGUAGCUCAGACAUGA
Messenger RNA from Cynocephalus volans (Philippine flying lemur), 1026 nucleotides. It is a transcript of the gene LRRC75A, whose product is annotated as leucine rich repeat containing 75A. The transcript has 4 exons. The coding region runs from base 1 to 1026 and encodes 341 amino acids. NCBI's taxonomy places the organism in Eukaryota, Metazoa, Chordata, Mammalia, Dermoptera, Cynocephalidae. The record is from RefSeq and is a predicted model, not a curated record.